Molecule: messenger RNA, 913 nt
Organism: Lytechinus variegatus (green sea urchin)
Lineage: Eukaryota; Metazoa; Echinodermata; Echinoidea; Temnopleuroida; Toxopneustidae
Product: methyltransferase-like protein 27
Exons: 5
Coding region: 173-877 (234 amino acids)
Molecular function (GO): S-adenosylmethionine-dependent methyltransferase activity
Source: RefSeq, a predicted model, not a curated record
GAGUACAACAGAUCAUUCAAAUACCGUGAACAAGCUGCAUUGCUAUAAUAUUCUGUAAAAAUCCUUUAUAAACUAGCGAUAUAUUCAUUGUGUACUAUUCUGCGACUCGGCAUAUACACGCGCACAAGCUAGAAAGUCUGUCUCAGUUCCGCUAAAAAAAGGUUUACCCGACAUGGCAAUAGAGAUGCCAAUUGACAAGAUUGCCGAGGCCUUCACCAUCGGAAUUGAGCAGGGGCCAAAGGAACUCGAGGAUUAUUACGAUAAAUGGGCGGUAGAUAUAUCAGCAGAAAACUACGAUCAGGUUCUAAAAGAGGCUGGGUAUGUAGGACCUGCCGCUGUUGCUUCUAUACUCAACAGACUUGUGCAGGAUAAGACAAAGAAGAUUCUUGAUGUUGGAUGUGGAACAGGGAUGGUCGGUGAAGAGCUUGCUAAACUGGGUUUCAGCAACGUUUCUGGAGUAGACCCAUCGCAAGAAAGCCUCAAUGCAUGUAAAACCAAAGGAGUUUAUAAAGAGUUGAUCCACAGCUACGUUGGACCUGUGCAACUAGAGAUUGAAGAAAAUUCCUUUGAUGGAGCCGUAUCAAGCGGUACCUUUCUUCCUGGUCAUUGCGAUGGGACGUCAUUAAAAGAAGUGGUUAGACUCGUUAAACCAGGUGGAGCCAUCGUGAUUGCGACAAGGAAAACAUGGUACAUGGAGAAACCAGGGGAAUGGAAUUAUGCCAAAUGGUCACCUGUCCCGAAUCAUCCAAAGGAAUUCAAUUUUCGAGCUGCCUCCGACGAACUCGUCUCGGCGAAAAAGUGCACUCUCGUCUACGAAGAGAUCCCGUCUUACGCCGAGGGAGAAAUGGGAAUAGGAUUGGUGUAUACAGUUCUCUGACGUCACAUAGUAGUGACAUAGUGUAGUGACGAAGCU